GACAGAAAAUAGAGUGAAGCUUAACUUCUAUGAUCUCAGCAUGGGGAUGGCUAAGAAAUAUUCUACAAAACUAUUUGGGAAGCACUAUGAAGCCAUCUAUCAUCUAGCUAUCGAAGUUUACGGUGUUGAAUACUGCAGUGGAUCAGGUACAGAAGGAAGAUCUCAAGGCUCUCUUUGCUAUACCACCAUCGACAAGAGCGUUGAUUACGGCCAAACAGACAUAGACCAAAAAACUUUUCACGAGUUCAUUAAUGGCAUGUGCCGCAAAUAUUCCAAGGGUGGUUAUGAUAUUGUUACCAACAACUGUAACCAUUACUGCAAUGAGCUCUUGCAGUUCUUGACAGGCAAGUCAGUCUCAGAGGAGAUCCUCAUCCAAGUUGAAGAAAUAUUAAAAAACCCAGCCUGAGUCUCAAUAGCCCCGCUGAUCAAAGAUAAGCUCGAUGGGUUUGUGAAGGGAGAGUUCGAUAUCUUUCAGUACAUCAGCACCACCAAUGGUGAGAUAGAUGUGAACCCUAACAUCUUAGCUCUGUUUAACAACAUUGCAAUAACCCAAGAGACAGCGGUUGCCAAGCUCGAAGGUCCAGCCAAUAUGCUCACAAUAAGUGACUAUAAAACUCUGGAACAGUUUAUCCAGGAAAUGCCCAGAUGAGUCAUCUAUUUCUGGUCUCCAGAUGCGGAUGAAUGUAAAGAAGCCGACGAAGAGAUUUCUUGAUUUGCCAAGAAGCAUACCUCAAAAGAAGUCAAUAAUGUUAUCUUUGCUAGCAUCAAUGCCAAGGAGUUUGAAUUCCCCGAGAAGUUUGUCAAACUCAAGGAGACUUCAGCUUGUAGCUAUCCUAAAAUCUUCCUGUUCAAUAAAGGGAAACUCAUCAAGAAGCUAGAUACCUUCAAUGUGGCCCAUCUUGAGAAAAAUCUUGAUACAUUAAAAUAG
Messenger RNA from Moneuplotes crassus, 928 nucleotides. Lineage: Eukaryota; Ciliophora; Spirotrichea; Euplotida; Euplotidae. The record is from the annotation of a GenBank genome assembly.